AUGCUCGCGCUGAUCGCCAUCAUGACGGUCGGAAUAGAGCUUCGUGAUGCCAACGCGACACCUACAACGAUUGCUGUCAGUGACGUCAACAUGACGGACGCCAGCGCAAACGCCAUUCUCGAGUACGACACAGUCGAAUCCGCCGUCCUUUCUAACAACUCCCGCGAGUGGCCACCAGCGCUCGUGAGGCGCUUGCUCUUCGAGCACUGGAACCACAUCAAGAAACCGAGCUCGAGGAUGGUCGUCCCCGGCAAGUGCCAGCGGGUCGUCGAGCACAAGCUUGCCAGACUCAAAAAAGCACAACCGCAGUGCUAUCUGGUGAAAUGCGUCCGAGACGAGCGCGCUUCAGGGUGCUAUUCGCGAGGCUAUGAAGAGCAUCCGCGAGCCCGCGAAUCGCUCCUCGUGCUGAGCAAAUCAGAUGCGACGCUCUUCGACGGCGAUACCGUCGCCGAGCUCGUGACGGAGCUGGUCGACAUGAAGCGGCGCAGCGGAGCACCGGACGCGGAGACGGACCUCAAGAUCGUGCUCGACUUCAACAGAAGCGGCCAGGGUGGCGUGGGCAAGUCGACGCUCAUUGCACUACUCGUGCAGGAAUGGCGAAGCCAAGCGCUCAACGUGCUGGUGACAGGCUCAAGCGGCAAGGCCGCCGCGCUCCUCGGCGGCGUAACCGACCAGCCGUACAUGUCGCAUCGCUGGGUCGAGUUCACGCUAUCAGAGCUGACGGAGAUCGUGCGCACUGACCCCGACCAAAUCGAGCUGGCCGAAAUGCUAUCUCACGCGCGACUCGGUCAUGAGCACCUCACGCAGAGGGACCGGCAGUUGCUUCAGUCGCGAGUCUGCGCCUGCCAUGGCGGCCACGUACCGUUCACGGACGUGAUGCGCAUUCGACCACCAGGUGGCAAGGCAAAGGACGAGCGUGAGGUUUCCAGACAGGUAACGCACUGCGUGCCGUGUGGCGAGGCCACCAUCCUCGCCGCGCGGCGCCACAAGGUCCAGGCCUUAAACGACGCUCACGUGGCUGAGAGGAUCGACGCUGCAGGUGUCGUCGAGGCGCUUAGCAUCGACCGGUACGAUGGAGGAGGAUACGUGCCGCCGAGCGAGCAGAAGAAGCUGUCGGACCGCCUGUCCGGCUUCGCCGCCCGACUGCAACUCUACAUCGGGCAGCACCUCGUGAUUACGGCGAACCGCCAGCGCCACCACGAACAACAUCUGAACGGGAACAUCGUGCGCGUGGACAACAUCCAGCUCGACGCCAGCGGCCAGCCGAUCGCGCUCAAAACCACGCUCGUCGACACAGGCGCGGAGCUGGUAAUUCCACGGUUCGAGUCCAACCGCGUCCGCCUGGGCGAAGACAUGGCCAGCCGCACGCAGUUCCCGGCUCGCAACCGCCGUUCCUCGUCUGGUGCGACCCUCGCGAAUGAGGCGUACGUCGCUCUGUCACGCAUCAAGCGCAUCGGCGACCUGCACCUGUGGCAUCUCCAUCUCGACGCCAUCAAGUCAAACCCAGGGAUCGACUACCAAUACACUCUUCUGCACCAACGGCGUCUGCGCGACUGCAUUCAGUCGAUGCCGGACCGUGAGAGAGUGAGUGCGACUCUUCCUCUCGCACGCGUCGCGGCGGGGAUGGUCGAGUCUGACUAA
Molecule: messenger RNA, 1641 nt
Organism: Emiliania huxleyi CCMP1516
Lineage: Eukaryota; Haptophyta; Isochrysidales; Noelaerhabdaceae
Exons: 9
Coding region: 1-1641 (546 amino acids)
Source: RefSeq, a predicted model, not a curated record